Molecule: messenger RNA, 3228 nt
Organism: Cynoglossus semilaevis (tongue sole)
Lineage: Eukaryota; Metazoa; Chordata; Actinopteri; Pleuronectiformes; Cynoglossidae
Gene: casp7
Product: caspase 7, apoptosis-related cysteine peptidase
Exons: 10
Coding region: 636-1574 (312 amino acids)
Biological process (GO): positive regulation of neuron apoptotic process; execution phase of apoptosis; apoptotic process
Cellular component (GO): cytoplasm
Molecular function (GO): cysteine-type endopeptidase activity
Source: RefSeq, a predicted model, not a curated record
UGGCUCUGAAAUAACACAUUUUUUUCCAAAUAUGAAUACAAUACUUUUGUGUGUGUGUAUAAGCUUAAUAAAAAUGUUUUUUUUACCUCACUCAGGUUCAUAGCGUUGAGCUUGGCCUGUACCAUCUCAGGCAGUUCUUCAGGUCGCAUCAGUGAUGGAAAAGACAUAAAAAGAGAGGCAGAAAGAAACAAGAACUUCCACUACAACUGACAGGUUGUUACUGUACUGCAGCGCAUUCCGGAUUAAAGAGGUCAGAGGUUACCUCGCUGAUGAGUUCUCCGGCUUUCUUCGCCUGUUGGACGUCCAGGGACUCCGAGGCCUCCCAACCAACGCCUUUCAUCCAGUUUAGAUCUGACCUGUACUUUUUCUGAAGACACGUUUCCACAUACACUCCAGGUCUGAAGCGUACGUUUAUGCCUUUACCUGCUCGAGUAAAAGGACAAGGAGGAGGCGGAAGAGAAGGAGGUGCCCGAUUGUCAUAUGUUACGACGUGACUGAACUUCCUUUCAUUUUCACAACGCAACACUUCUUGAGGAACAGAAAGUUGACCAAACUUUUAUUGGAAGGAAAAAACGACCACAUAUCACCACAACUGCACUGUCACAACGUUCACACAGGAACAAUAACAAAGAAAGAUGGCUUCAGUGCUUGCGGCGGAAGCUGCCCCUGAAGAAGCAUCUGAGGAAAAGCUGACAGAAGAUGAUACAGACGCCAGACCUGAUAGAAGAGGGAGAUUUCUGCUGUUUGGCAGUAAAAAGAACAAGGAUGGCCAGAUGCAGGAGCAGAAGAACUCUUUUGAAAGCCAUUACAGAAUCGUUUCACCAACAUUCCAGUAUAAAAUGAGCCACCGGCAAGUGGGAAAGUGCAUCAUUAUCAACAACAAAAACUUUGAUGCAAGGACAGGUAUGAAUGUACGUAACGGCACGGACAAAGACGCAGGCGAGCUGUUCAAGUGCUUCAAGAACCUGGGCUUUGACGUCUUUAUUUACAACGACCAAACAUGUGCAAACAUGGAGCGUCUUCUCAGAGAAGCCUCAGAGGAAGACCACAGUGACAGCUCAUGUUUCGCCUGUAUCCUGCUGAGCCACGGUGAGGAGGGAAUGAUAUACGGCACUGACGCAGCCAUGCCUAUCAAAACUAUGACCUCAUUGUUCAGGGGGGAUAUGUGCAAAAGCUUAGUUGGGAAACCAAAGCUCUUCUUCAUCCAGGCUUGUCGGGGUUCUGAAUUUGAUGACGGCAUCCAGACAGAUUCAGGUCCACCGAAUGACACUCUGGAGACGGAUGCUAAUCCGAGACACAAGAUACCCGUGGAGGCAGACUUCCUGUUUGCCUACUCCACUGUGCCAGGCUAUUACUCGUGGAGAAACCCCGGGCGUGGCUCCUGGUUUGUUCAGGCUCUGUGCAACGUGCUUAAUGAGUUUGGCAAGCAGCUGGAGAUAAUGCAGAUCCUGACACGGGUCAACUACAUGGUAGCGACAAGCUUUGAGUCCUGGUCCGAAGAUCCGAACUUCACUGAGAAGAAGCAGAUUCCCUGUGUUGUAUCAAUGUUGACCAAGGAACUGUAUUUCAAUUGACAUGGCCGUAUCACUGACCACGCCCACGUUGGGUGAAGCAAUAAGGAAAGAAUCUGGCCCAGCAGGACACCGCAGAUUGAAAGUACCAAGUUGAAACAGCCAACAGUUUUAUUCACAGCGGCCAUCUGUGUUCAUUUAUCACUCAAGUUACAGAAAUAUCCAUGUUGUGUCAUCAUGCAGGAACAUUUUCUUCCACUUUUCAUGCUUUCAGGAAUUUUUGCAGCAAUAACUCUAUCAAUCAUCAAAAUCCCUGACGUUUAAAAAAGAAAUGAACCCUAUAUACAUGAUCAGGCUAGUAAAGGUAUAAAAUGUACAGAUAUAAUUUGUAGGAAACAAAGUAUUUAAUAGGAAUUUGUUUUUAAAACACCGAGCAUUUAAAGUUAAUGCCCACUUUUACAGAUGCACCAAAAAUCCCCUGAGAAGCUGGUUAACAAAUCUGAGAUUGUAAUGAUAGACUUGAAGAAUAUGCCUUCCUGGAAAAUGCAUGACAUUUCUUUCUGUUGUUUUUUUUUUUUUUUUUUUUUUUUUUUUUUUUAGCUGGCUCAAAUUAAUGUCAAAACAGAGAGCUGCUUUCUGUUUUGACUGACUUUUUUUUUUUUUUUUUUUUUUUGACUUCUUAGCAGAACCUCGAAGACGCUUCUGCCACAGGGGUUUAGUGUCAGGUUUUUAAAGUACACUCAACGCAGCAGCAGCAGGAUGCUGGCAUACUCAGGAACUUCAGUGUCCCACAAAGUGGGGUAAAUGUUAAUGCUGACUAGUGUCAGACUUGUUGCGACAGAACGGCUUUGACAUUUGCUGUGUUGUGAUUAAUUAAGAACCUGUAUAAGGUUUCCAUAUGCAGAUUGGCUUCUUUUUCAGGUCUGGGAAGCUUGAGUACAUACAAACCUCAUACUUCUCACAAAAGGCAUCGAGUUUCCUGUUCAUUCCAUUUAAAUUGGACAUUAAUUUAAAUUAUUCUCACAAUGUAGUUAAAUACAGACCACAGGUCAUUUUUUAUUACUGCAAAGUUAGACUAAGGAUUGAAAGCCACAUAUCAUCAUGUGUGUUAGUGCUGGUAUUUGUCAGAAUACACUCCACACCGUAGUAGCUGAUACCAAGUAAUUUCUAUAUUUUGAUUUUGAGGGUUUGCUUUUGAAAUUUUAAAAUGCAAUUUCAGUGCUUUGCACUUUUACAUUUUCUUGAGAAAUGUGGUGGUGGUAAAACUGUUAACAUUUUAAUCAACAUGUAUUGAUAUAAACAAGGCAUUUGGUGUUGGUCAUUAUCAGUUUUCACAUUGUAAUAACUCCAUGUCCCAUCAUCCAGUCAGUCAAAGAGGCAGCUAUUACUGUACACCAACCUCAUUCACAGGGCACACAGUGACGUUCAUUCACCUUUACCUUUUCAGAAUUUAUUUUUUUUAAAAAUCCAAUUCAUGUGCCUGGGUUUACACGAUGACAUCAUCACAGCUGUUGUUAUUUCCUCGACUCAAACCUGUGCUUAUUAUUUCCGGUAAUGCUGAAAUCCUCAAGGAUAUAUUUUUAAAAAAUAAAUUUAAAAAAAAUAUUGAUUUGAAACAUUGAAAUUUGAAUCUGGCCCAUGAUUUAGCUUUAUUUCGGGCAAGUUCUUGUUCAAUUGCGGAUGUAUAUUUUGUUGUAUUAAAGACUUUACUGCGUAA